UUUUCUGUAUGCAUGAACCUAACCUAACCUUCCCUAAUAAAAUCCUUAUUUUCAUACUGCCGUAAAGUAAUAUUCGGCUAAAGCCUUAGCGUAUUAUUCUAUGAUACUGCUACUGCAAGCUAUAUUCGUCCCCUAUAAUUUGUCGUGACCUACUUACAGAUUCUGUUUCGCUUAUGUUUAAGCACACAACUUAUUUUUGUGCGCUUAUUGUCUGUAUAUUCUCUCUAUUCUGUCAAUUUUUCUUCGCAACUGAUCUUCCCUGAGAAGUCAUCAGGUCAUCCGUAAUUUCUUUGCGAGUCUCGAUGGAUCCCUGUGAAGACGAAAACGAGAAGGAGCAUUUUCAAAAAAUCGUUUGGACUUUCGAGAAUUACCGGGACUAUUCUCUUGAAAGACUUCAGAGGACUGAAGAUUAUUUUGAGUCUUUACCCGUUGCGCAUAAGAAUUUACUUUCAAAGUACAAAGAUAACUUCCAAGUUCUCAGGAAUUGUAUUGAAGAUAAUUAUAGUGUCAUCAAAUCUAUCAUUAAAGAUGUUUCAUCCAUGUUUGAAAAUUUUGGACUUAGUGAGAAUGGAGUUGACACAAAGAACAAAGAUCUCAUCCCAUCAUCAUCAGAAAUUGAGAAAGUGCAAGUCACUCUGAAGCAGCUAACCAGAGAUUGGAGUGAGGAAGGGAAAAAAGAAAGAAAUGCCUCAUAUCAACCAAUAAUCCAAGAAAUCAAACGACAAUUUCCUUCCGGUAAAUGUGAUACUAGUUCUAUUAAGGUUUUGGUUCCUGGUGCUGGAUUAGGGCGUCUAGCUUUUGAAAUUGCCCGGCUAGGUUAUACCUGUCAUGGGAAUGAGUUCUCUGGAUACAUGCUCAUAACAUCAAAUUAUGUUCUCAACAAGUGCUAUCAAGAAAAUCAACACGUCAUUUAUCCAUGGCUUUAUCAAAGUGAGAAUAAUGUUCUGAGUUCUCAUCAAACUGCACGAGUUACAUUUCCAGAUGUAAAUCCUCGUGAUACCAUGCAAAAUAAUCAGUUUCUCAUGAUAGCCGGAGAUUUCCUUCAGGUUUACAAACAGGAGGCCGAGUGGGAUUGUGUAGCAACCUGCUUCUUCAUUGACUGUGCUCAUAACAUAGUUUCAUUCAUAGAGACCAUCUACCAUAUUCUCAAGCCUGGUGGAGUAUGGAUCAAUCUAGGACCUUUGUUGUAUCAUUUCAGUAAUGGUUUUUUACCUGACUCAAUAGAACCUAGUUAUGAAAUAGUAAAAGAAGUCAUCUUAGGUUUUGGUUUUGUUUUUGAGGUAAAUUUGACAAUUUUUUCCUAAAUACAUAUACAAUUUUAAAGAUCCUUUUUAGGAUCCACUUUCAAGAAAGACAACAAGUAUCUCUAUGUCUUCGGGAGAUGGUACCCUUUUUAAUUUUUCUCUAUUUUCAAAGACUGAUAAUAUGAUUUGUUCCUAAUUUUUUUCGAUAGCUACCAAAUAUUUAUUUUUUUUCUAAAAUAAUUGAAAUACUAAGCAGUGAUCAUAAUUUUAUCAAUAUCAA
Bemisia tabaci is the source of this 1524-nucleotide messenger RNA. Lineage: Eukaryota; Metazoa; Arthropoda; Insecta; Hemiptera; Aleyrodidae. The record is from RefSeq and is a predicted model, not a curated record.